Molecule: messenger RNA, 2056 nt
Organism: Phyllostomus discolor (pale spear-nosed bat)
Lineage: Eukaryota; Metazoa; Chordata; Mammalia; Chiroptera; Phyllostomidae
Gene: KCNK9
Product: potassium two pore domain channel subfamily K member 9
Exons: 2
Coding region: 92-1213 (373 amino acids)
Biological process (GO): stabilization of membrane potential; potassium ion transmembrane transport
Cellular component (GO): membrane
Molecular function (GO): potassium ion leak channel activity
Source: RefSeq, a predicted model, not a curated record
AGGAGGCGGCGGCCGCCGGGCGCUGCAGUGGGACGCGCGCGGCUGCGAGCCUGCGGGACAUGCCCCCCGCGCCGGCUCCUUGCUGGCGGCCAUGAAGAGGCAGAACGUGCGGACUCUGUCCCUCAUCGUCUGCACCUUCACCUACCUGCUGGUGGGCGCCGCCGUCUUCGACGCCCUGGAGUCGGACCACGAGAUGCGCGAGGAGGAGAAACUCCGAGCCGAGGAGACCCGGAUCAAGGGGAAGUACAACAUCAGCGGCGAGGACUACCGGCAGCUGGAGCUGGUGAUCCUGCAGUCGGAGCCGCACCGCGCCGGCGUCCAGUGGAGGUUCGCCGGCUCCUUCUACUUUGCCAUCACGGUCAUCACCACCAUAGGUUACGGGCACGCAGCCCCGGGCACGGACGCGGGCAAGGCUUUCUGCAUGUUCUACGCGGUGCUGGGCAUCCCGCUGACGCUCGUCAUGUUCCAGAGCCUGGGCGAGCGCAUGAACACCUUCGUGCGCUACCUGCUGAAGCGCAUCAAGAAGUGCUGCGGCAUGCGCGACACGGACGUGUCCAUGGAGAACAUGGUGACCGUGGGCUUCUUCUCCUGCAUGGGGACGCUGUGCAUCGGGGCGGCCGCCUUCUCGCAGUGCGAGGAGUGGAGCUUCUUUCACGCCUACUACUACUGCUUCAUCACGCUGACCACCAUCGGCUUCGGGGACUACGUGGCCCUGCAGACCAAGGGCGCCCUGCAGAAGAAGCCGCUGUACGUGGCCUUUAGCUUUAUGUACAUCCUGGUGGGGCUGACGGUCAUCGGGGCCUUCCUCAACCUGGUGGUCCUCAGGUUCUUGACCAUGAACAGCGAGGACGAGCGGCGGGACGCGGAGGAGAGGGCGUCCCUGGCGGGCGCGCGGAACAGCAUGGCCAUCCACGUGCCCGAGGAGGCGCUGCGGGGCCGCGCACGCUGCAAGGCGGACGGGGACCUGCAGUCCGUGUGCUCCUGCUCCUGCUACCGGCCGCGGGGGCGCGCCGGCCGCCCCGCGGGCCACCAGAACUCCUUCGGCGCCCAGCUCGGCCCGCAGUACUUCCACUCCGUCUCGUACAAGAUCGAGGAGAUCUCGCCGAGCACGCUGAAAAACAGCCUCUUCCCGUCCCCCGUCAGCUCCGUGUCCCCGGGGCUGCACAGCCUCACCGACGUCCACAGGCUCACGCGGCGCCGCAAGUCCAUCUAGGGGGCGCGGGAGGGGGAGGGGCCGCCCGUCGCGCUGGCCCGGCUCGGCGUGGCCUCCUUGGUUACUUAUUGUCCUUUAUUAUUAUUGUUAGUAUUGUCAUUCGCCGUCACUCUCUCUCCUUCUCGGUUUCAUCCCCGCCCCGCCCCCCUUCCCAGCAGACGGAGCCGGGAACGCCCUGCUCCGAAACUCACACGUGAGCAUGAAGCAUGGACCCCCCCUUCCCCACCUAUGCCUUACAUUCCCCGCAGCCGGCCCGUCGCGGCGGCUUUCCCGCGGCAGGUGUGAGGCCGAGCCCGCCAGACCGAGCUGAGAGGACGCAGACCCAAAGUUGCACGCCGGGCUGAGAGCCGUCAAGCGCCCACCCACGGUGAUGUCUCUGACCGGACUCCCCUCAUUUCCCCCCAAAGGAGUGGGCGGCUGUGCGCGUGUGGGUGCGUGUGCGCAUGCGUGUUUCUGCGUGCGUGUGUGCGUGUGUGUGUGUGCGCGCGCGUGCUGUGCGACCCAGUGGAAAGUAUCGGGUAUUCCUUUCUUUUCUCCCUCGUACAAUUCUGUUAAUAGCCUGCUUUUGGCUGCUUCCAAACAAAAAGGGAAAAACAGAACCUACGAGGUUUUUGAUUUACCAUCUUGCCAAAUCAAAGCAUGUUCCACGAGCCGCCUUGACCCCAGACGCGUCAUGCCCAUAUUUUUAAAAUGCUAGGUUCUAAAUUAUAUUAACUUCUUUUUAGGGGGUGGGGGGGGCAAGACCACAUGGAUCCUUUUAACUUGCCCGUUCAAAACCGUCUCUACAAGCAUGCACUUCGUUGAACUGGUAUGCACUGUCCACGCGAGGGAAGCUAGGGUGGA